UGUGGCCCUCGUUGGCAGAUUUCGCGGGCGAGAUUUGUCGUCGAUCCAUGGGGUGUCAGAGAAAUGGGUUAUAUACUACACUUUACUACGAAGGGGGGACGAUCGUUUUCCUUCCUCCCCCCCCGGCUCCCUUCAGUACGUAUUUACGACCCGACGUUUUUUUUUUAAUUACCAACUUGUUCGCGUCGGACGGUCCUCCCAUCAUUUAUACCCGUGCGCCUCUCUGAUACCCCAUGCAUUCCCGUUAUUCUCCUGCUUCCAGUGAGAGCAGUAUCGAUAUCGAGUGGCCAUCGGUACAGCUUUUCCUCGCUACUCGUUCCAGAGUCGUCAGGUUCCCCCAUCCCCCAGAUUCGAGGAUACUCCAACAUUUCCCGCCGCCUGUAUCAAUGUGGACUUUGCGGGAUAACAGCCGAGAGAGCGUAUGGGCCGUGUUCAAGACCCACCAAGAGGCAUGUACGGCGUUGUCAUUGUCGAGCGCCGCGCUGAUCGUCGCGCCCGCCCUCGACCUCGACCUCGAGCCAUUUCACAAGCUUCAGAGAUUCGACAUCCAGACCCAGGCGCUCGUAGUUUCCGAUUCACCACCACCACCAUCCACGAUGCUCGAGCCUGUCUAUAUCGCGUCGCGCAAUGACUAUACUCUCUCGUCCAAUCCACCCAAUCCACGAACUAGCUUCAGACUCGGUGACUGGAUAUGCAGCACCCCGAAAUGUGCCGCACAUAAUUUUGGACGCAACUUGGCAUGUAUCGGUUGUGGCUGCCCUCGUUCUAGUCCAGCGCCGCUCUACCAAGCAAUGCCGCCUCCUCCUCCUCCGCCUCCUUCCUCGCGACCCAUGUCUUCACCUCGCUUCCAACCACCACCACCAUCUCCAGCCUACUCCUCGCCCCAGUCACCAGUCUCGCCAAUGCCGUCCAAGUCAAUCCAUCCACUGCUCACGCCCUCUGGACGCGCCUUUGCUGUUGGUGGCAAGGUCCAAAACAUCUCCAGCGACCCGUUGUCCCCGUGUAUCAUGUACUGGCCCGACAACGAACCGUUCCCCGAGCAAGGCCAAAUCCGACCUAGUGGACUCGUAGGCGUUCCCCAGCCACCCAUCUUGAACACCGGGAACCGAGGACCCAUCUCUCACCAACCCGGCGAUUGGAUUUGUCAGAAAUGCAACUAUCUCAACUGGAGACGCAGAAAAGUCUGCCAGACGUGUCUUCCUUACGCCGAAGGGAAUGGUGAUUCCAUUUCAGCAGCCGUACAGGCCGAGCGAAUCGCGCUCCUCACCUCCGUUCUCGCACAGACACACGACCCCCUCCCGGCCCGGUCUCAUUCGCUCACCCCCCCCCAGGUCCAUCGUCCAUUCAUCAAUACCUCGCCGCCACACUCGCGUGCUCAUGCUCACGUCCACCGCUCGCACAGCCAGUUCGAGCUCGGCACCCAGUACAACGCCUACCCCAUCUACCAAACUUCGGGCCACCGCGACCCAGCCCCCCUUCUCCUCCCCUCAUUCCUCCAGGACAUCGUCCAACAGAGCCCCCCCAUGCUCUCCCCCGUCUCGACCUCCUCUGCCGACCUCAGCUUUGACGAGUACGAAGAACGCAGAAGCCUCCCCCCCGCCACCAACAAUAUCUGGCGUAUGGACGGCGAAGAAACAAAGUCCCUCGCAGCAUUUGGCGCUAGCCGGAAAAGUAGCCUUGAAAAUAUCGUGCCCUAAUCAUCACCCCUUCCCACCCUUCUGCUUCUUCCAUUCAUCAUCUCGCACACUAAUUUAUCUUUGACUUGGCCGGACUGUCGGUUGGAACCUUUUGAUUCUUGGGAAACGCAUACCACCCUGUCUUACGAGUAAUGUAUCAGACUUAAUCUCCCCCCAUCAACCCCCUUUUUUGACACUCUGGAUUGCAAUCGUCGUAUAUAUAUACAUUAUAUAUACUUUUAUGUAUCACAGAUAUCUAUAUCUUGGAACAAAUAGCA
Molecule: messenger RNA, 1954 nt
Organism: Desarmillaria tabescens
Lineage: Eukaryota; Fungi; Basidiomycota; Agaricomycetes; Agaricales; Physalacriaceae
Exons: 10
Coding region: 234-1697 (487 amino acids)
Molecular function (GO): mRNA binding
Source: RefSeq, a predicted model, not a curated record